Messenger RNA from Acanthamoeba castellanii str. Neff, 564 nucleotides. Its product is annotated as DHHC zinc finger domain containing protein. Gene Ontology annotation, cellular component: endoplasmic reticulum; Golgi apparatus. The record is from RefSeq and is a predicted model, not a curated record. The transcript is spliced from 4 exons. NCBI's taxonomy places the organism in Eukaryota, Discosea, Longamoebia, Acanthamoebidae. Bases 1 to 564 code for a protein of 187 amino acids. Gene Ontology annotation, molecular function: protein-cysteine S-palmitoyltransferase activity. Gene Ontology annotation, biological process: protein targeting to membrane; peptidyl-L-cysteine S-palmitoylation.
AUGAAGAGAUUGUAUCAAAGCUGGCCCGCGCGAAAUCGAUUCCAAUGCGGCGGUCGUCUCAUAGCCGGACCCGAUCGGCUCUACUUCUACCUCGCCCUUUCCUUCAUCGUCGUGCCGUUCAUCAUCGCUUGCGGCUUCAUAUGGCCCUAUUUAUUCGUCCGAUUGGGGUGGUACGUCGUGAUCGCGCCGUUGGUGGGCUACAUCUUGCUGGGCCUCGCCUCCAUCGUCUUCAUGCUCCUCACACGCUACCGCGACCCCGGCAUAAUCCCUCGCGGCCUCGAAUUCUCACACAACCCAGACAAUCCCUGGGACUACGAACGCAAGAAGCCACCAGAGACCAUCAAGAUCAAUGUGCACGGCGAAAACCUACGCAUCAAGUACUGCGACACGUGCCACAUUUACCGACCACCGCGAGCCAUUCACUGCUCCGUGUGCAACAACUGCGUCGAACGCUUCGACCACCACUAUAUCCUUCUCCACCCCCCCUUCGCGUCCUCUUCUCUUCUCUCUUCUUCUCUUCUCUUCGCGUUAUAUGUCCUCACGCGUGGUCUGUUGAUUCCUUAA